Messenger RNA from Gracilinanus agilis (Agile Gracile Mouse Opossum), 4811 nucleotides. RefSeq names its product unc-51 like autophagy activating kinase 2 (gene ULK2). Gene Ontology annotation, cellular component: cytoplasm; autophagosome. The coding region runs from base 35 to 3160 and encodes 1041 amino acids. Gene Ontology annotation, biological process: autophagy; autophagosome organization; peptidyl-serine phosphorylation. NCBI's taxonomy places the organism in Eukaryota, Metazoa, Chordata, Mammalia, Didelphimorphia, Didelphidae. Gene Ontology annotation, molecular function: ATP binding; protein serine/threonine kinase activity. The transcript is spliced from 27 exons. The record is from RefSeq and is a predicted model, not a curated record.
CCGGGCUUGAUGCCCCUCGCUCGGCACGCCCAGCAUGGAGGUGGUGGGGGACUUCGAGUACAGCAAAAAAGACCUCGUCGGGCACGGAGCCUUCGCCGUGGUCUUCAAGGGCCGGCAUCGCAAGAAAACUGAUUGGGAAGUAGCUAUAAAAAGCAUUAAUAAAAAAAAUUUGUCAAAAUCACAAAUACUUCUUGGAAAGGAAAUUAAGAUCUUAAAGGAACUUCAGCAUGAAAAUAUUGUGGCUCUCUAUGAUGUCCAGGAAUUGCCCAACUCUGUCUUUCUGGUGAUGGAGUAUUGCAAUGGUGGAGACUUGGCAGAUUACUUGCAAGCUAAAGGAACUCUCAGUGAAGACACCAUCAGAGUGUUUCUGCAUCAGAUUGCAGCCGCCAUGCGAAUUCUACAUAGCAAAGGGAUAAUUCACAGGGAUCUUAAGCCUCAGAACAUCUUACUGUCUUAUGCCAGUCGCAGAAAAUCAAGCGUCAGUGGUAUUCGUAUCAAAAUAGCGGACUUUGGUUUUGCUCGUUAUCUACAUAGUAACAUGAUGGCCGCCACACUGUGUGGAUCUCCUAUGUAUAUGGCUCCUGAAGUUAUUAUGUCUCAACACUAUGAUGCCAAGGCUGAUUUGUGGAGCAUAGGAACUGUGAUCUAUCAGUGCCUGGUUGGAAAGCCCCCUUUUCAGGCCAAUAGUCCACAAGACUUGAGGAUGUUUUAUGAAAAGAAUAGGAGUUUGAUGCCUAGUAUCCCCAGAGAAACAUCACCAUAUUUGGCUAAUCUUCUCUUGGGUUUGCUUCAGAGAAAUCAAAAGGACAGAAUGGACUUUGAAGCAUUUUUUAGUCAUCCUUUUCUUGAACAAGUUCCAGUGAAAAAAUCCUGCCCAGUGCCAGUACCCAUCUAUGCCGGUUCAGUUUCUGGCAGUUCUUGUGGUAGCUCUCCAUCUUGCCGCUUUGCUUCUCCACCAUCCCUUCCAGAUAUGCAGCAUAUUCAGGAAGACAACUUAUCUUCCCCACCUUUGGGUCCUCCUAAUUAUCUACAGGUGUCUAAAGAUUCUGCCAGUACUAGUAGUAAGAACUCUUCUUGUGACACAGAUGACUUUGUCUUGGUUCCACAUAAUAUUUCAUCAGAUCAUUCAUAUGACAUACCGAUGGGAGCUGCUGGCAGACGGGCUUCAAGCGAGUUCUUAAUGUGUGGAGGAGGACCCUGUCAACCUUCUCCAUCACCACACAGUGAGACAGCACCUAUUCCAGUACCCACUCAGUUAAGGAAUUAUCAGCGGAUUGAGCAAAACCUCACAUCGGCCAGCCCUGGGACAAACCCCCAUGGUUCUCCAAGAUCUGCAGUGGUACGGAGGUCUAAUACCAGCCCUUUGGGCUUUCUGAAGAUGGGCUCCUGCUCUCCAGUCCCUGCAGACACAGUCCAGACUGCUGGGCGUAGGCUGUCCACAGGGUCAUCAAGACCAUACUCUCCUUCACCAUUAGUUGGCACUAUCCCUGAACAGCUUGGCCAUUGCUGUUGUGGGCAGCCUCAGGGCCAUGACUCUAGGAGCAGAAAUUCUUCAGGUUCUCCAGUCCCACAGUCACAGUCACCACAAUCUCUUUUGAUGGGUGCUAGACUUCAGAGUGCUCCUACGCUCACAGAUAUCUACCAGAACAAACAAAAACUUCGAAAGCAGCAUUCUGACCCUGUGUGCCCAUCCCAGGCAGGAUUUGGAUAUAGCUACUCACCACAGCCAAAUCGGCCAGUCAGCCUUGGAACCUCCCCCACCAAGCACAUGGGAUCAUCUCCUAGGAGUUCAGACUGGCUCUUUAAAACUCCUUUACCAACAAUCAUUGGCUCUCCCACGAAGGCCACAGCUCCUUCUAAGAUCCCCAAAACACAAGCAUCUUCCAAUUUGCUAGCCUUGGUUACUCGCCAGGGACCAACAGAUGUGCAAGCUAAAGAUGUGAGUGACCCCCGAGAGUUCUCACAUUUUCUCUCAGCCCAAGGAAGUGAAAAGCAGAUGGCUGAGCAGCAUGGCAAGGCUCCAUUUGGCAGAUCUGUAAGUACUGGGAAAUUGUCAGAUCAACAAGUGAAGACACCUUUAGGUGGGCAGCUAUAUCAAGGCAGUACAGAUAGUCUCAACACAGAACGACCAAUGGAUACUGCUCCUGCAGGGACCUGUGGCAUUGUUCUGGGACCUCCUGGGGCCACUGGGGCCAGUUCUAGGGCUGUAAUGUUUACGGUAGGAUCGCCUCCCAAUAGUGCUACACCUCCUACUUGCACCCAGAUGGUUCUUCGCACAAGGACAACCUCAGUUGGAUCAAACAGCUCUGGAGGGUCUCUCUGCUCCACCAGUGGCCGUGUAUAUAUGGGAUCACCUCCUGGGAUUUAUAUGGGCUCUUCUCCACCCGGAGCAGAGGCAGCGCCAAGCCUGAAGUACACACCUUAUGGCACCUCCCCUCCCAGUUUGGAGGGCUUUAUCACUUUUGAAGCUCCUGAACUUCCAGAAGAAACUCUCAUGGAGAGGGAGCACACAGACACGCUUCGUCACCUGAAUACGAUGCUGACAUUCACUGAGUGCGUGCUGGAUCUGACAGCCAUAAGGGGAGGUAAUCCUGAGCUAUGCACAUCAGCGGUAUCCCUGUACCAGAUCCAGGAGAGUGUGGUGGUGGAUCAGAUAAGCCAGCUGAGCAAGGACUGGGGACAAGUAGAACAAUUGGUAUUAUACAUGAAAGCAGCCCAACUGCUAGCUUCGUCUUUGCACCUUGCCAAAGCCCAGAUCAAAUCAGGGAAAUUGAACCCAUCGACUGCUGUUAAACAAGUUGUCAAAAAUCUGAAUGAGAGAUAUAAAUUCUGUAUCACCAUGUGCAAGAAACUUACAGAAAAGCUGAAUCGCUUCUUCUCUGACAAGCAAAGAUUCAUUGAUGAAAUCAAUAGUGUGACUGCAGAGAAACUCAUCUACAAUUGUGCUGUAGAGAUGGUGCAAUCUGCAGCCCUUGAUGAGAUGUUUCAGCAGACGGAAGACAUUGUGUAUCGGUAUCACAAAGCAGCUCUUCUUUUGGAAGGCUUAACAAAGAUCCUACAGGACCCUGCAGACAUCGAAAAUGUCCACAAAUAUAAAUCUAGUAUUGAAAGAAGGCUAUCUGCACUCUGCUAUGGGGCAGUGACUGUCUAUGAGCCAUAGCCUCUCCCAUGGACCAAGCAGCAGUGAUAUCAGGGAGCUGGGGCCCUGGGACCCUCUCCCCACAAUGGCUUUUAAGUUGGUGCAGGCCAAAGAGGACCCCUAAAUGACUGCUGUAUUUGUAGGAAUGAUCUGCCUUACAGAGAAGCGCCCUCCCUCCCCCCUUCCCCCUUUCCUUUGACAGAAUCUCCCCGGUUUUCGGACUUGGUAAGUGCAUCCUGGACUGAAAUGAAGGAUCAAGGCAGCGAUUCUCCUUGAGGAUCUUGGGGAAUGGUGAGUGCUGCCCCAGCUCCCACAGCAGUGGGGGAGAUGCUGCUGGAGAUGGAGUCGCCUUCAAGGUUUGCCUCUCAGACUGCCAGGAAAUGCCUGAAGCAUAGACUGGGAAACUCCAGCCUGGGCAGGCAGGGGCAGGUUUGACUCUUAGGGUGAGUUGGCUCAGUCUGAGCAGGCACCCCAAGAGUGAGAUGAAAAGCUGGCCCUUGGAAGAAAUUGUGCUCACUUUGUCAAGAAUCCCACAUUUGACCUGACUUUUGUGGCUACAGCUUGAUUUCCUUCUAACAGAUUUCAUAUUGCACUAAUUUACUAAAGCAAUUAUAUUGGACUUUGCAGAACUAUUCAUUUAACACCACCAGAUAAGGCACAAUGGACUUACUCCAAAAAGUUUCAUUUUAUUGUAAAUAAAUCCUUUGCGGAAUUUCAGAUGUAACUUCUAGGAGACUUUUAAACAGACUGUACAAACUUAUAUUCAUGUGAACUUUUGCCUUUUUUUACCUAUUUGUCUACAGCUACCAAUUUUUUCAGUAACAGAAAUGUUUUGAGUUCCUGGUUGUUUUUGCUUUUCCUAUAUAAGGCUUGGUUACAUUUUUUGUUGUGCAUGCAGAAUGUGCAUUAAUUAGCGCCUGUGAUCUGAAGGGGUGUGUAAAAAGCACUCUCUGUCUAUGGUUUCUUGGGCAGUAUUAGAACCAAUGCUGGAAAUUGAGAGGGGCUCUCAAGAAUAUUGAGGCCCAAGCCAAGGUUGGUAAUCUAGAUGCUUGUUAAUGAUGUGGGGUUUCUGCAUCAAAUUAAUGAAAAAUCAGGUUCGCUUUUUUCUUAAGGAAGCGGGGGAGAGGGGCUCCCCCACCUAGGUGGGCACUUUUCAUUUCAAGCUCAAUUCUUGCAGCUUACCAAAUAGCAAGGCCUGGAGUAUUUAGGUAAGUUACCUGAAGACUCCUCUGGAAAUGGUUCCAAUAUUGUAUUUUAUUUUGUUUUUGUUACUUAACUGCUUGGAUACUUGAAUAAACCAUUCUCCAGAACAAAAUCAUUUUAAUCCUCUUAGCUAACGUGGUCUGGACUCUUGGACAACGUUGUACAGUAGCUCUGGCAUCGAUAUUGUUUUAGUGUACUGAUGAAAACCAUGAGUUUCUCUUUACUCUGACAAAGUAAUGUAAUUUUUACCUUAUUUAUCUGUAUGAAAUUCCAACAGUUAAUUUGGACGUUUAUUUAUAGAAUGUUUGUAUUUCUAGGUCUUUAAUACAGUGUUUCUACCUCUCAUUUGUAACAGCAUGCAUUCUUCUGGAAACUAGGGAAUAACUCACUGAACUGUGGUGUGAGAGCCUUUUUAUUAUCACCUGUAUAAAUGUAUAUUAAGGUAAAAUAAAACUGACAAAGGUUUCUA